AUGGGAAAAUCGACGAACGGUAACAGAGACUGGACGCAGAUGUACGCGAUCUAUGGAAUGGAGCAGCGCCAAACCCUAAUUUUCCUCAUCUGCCAGGCUAUGCUCUUCUCUGUGUUGUCUGUUUUGUAUCUUCUUUAUUUUGAUCUCGUUUGCAACUUUUUCGAGCGAAUCUUUUCCGGCGCCGGCGGAACCGCGCGAUUCGCCGCCGGAAUCACUGGCUCCGUUACGGCGCUUUCUGCACUGUGCCUCUUCUUCGCGGCGGCGAACUUUUUCUACUCCUCCGUGCCGCUGCACUUCGACAUGGCGCAGCGCAUCGUCUCCGCUGUGCACGACUGGUCCUCCGUGAAGCUCGCGCUGGACCUCGGCUGCUGCGGCCGCGGCAUCCUCCUGAACGCGGUAGCGACGCAGAUGAAGAAGGAAGGGAGCUCCGGACGUGUAGUCGGCCUCGACCGGUCGAAGCGCACGACGCUGUCGACGCUCCGCGCGGCGAAGAUGGAAGGAGUCGGCGAGUACGUGACGUGCCGCGAGGGUGACGCGCGUAGGCUGCCCUUUCCAGAUAACUACUUCGACGUGGUGGUGUCCGGCGUGUUCGUGCACACGGUCGGGAGGGAGUACGGCGCGCGCACGGCUGAGGCCGCGGCUGAGAGGAUGCGCGCGGUGGCGGAGUUGGUGAGAGUGAUGAAGCCUGGUGGAGUGGGAGUGGUGUGGGACCUAUUGCACGUGCCGGAGUACGUGCUUAGGUUGCAGGAGUUGAAUAUGGAAGAUGUGAGAGUCUCCGAGCGUGUAACAGCCUUCAUGGUGAGCAGCCACAUCGUAUCAUUCCGGAAGCCCAGUCAGCACGUGCAUGGCCCCGCGGAGGUCCGCUUGGAUUGGAGAUUAUGCUGA
This is a messenger RNA of Sphenostylis stenocarpa, 885 nucleotides long. The record is from the annotation of a GenBank genome assembly. Lineage: Eukaryota; Viridiplantae; Streptophyta; Magnoliopsida; Fabales; Fabaceae.